UGACCUCCCUUUGUUUCUCGCCGGCUGCUAGUCACCAUGUUUAAUUCCUUUCCUGUAAAACCCUGUUCCGGCAACUUUCCUUCUGCGGCGCCUCUGCCGCGUGAGCUGUACGUACAGUCCGCCAUCGGGCAGCCAGACCUGUGGCAAGUGUGCACAAACGCUGAGCCGUGUCUGGUUUCUUUUCUUCGGGUUUAUUUCUCGCAUUCUUGCCAUGUCUCCUCGCCUUCCCUCAUUUUAUUUAAGUCAAAGCCGUGUGCGUCGGCGAAAUACUCCUGCUUUGUCGACCGAUACCUUGCAUACCUCUGCACAUGCAUUGGCGUCUCUCGCAACGUCCAGUUCACACAUGACUACGUCACCGGUGUAGCAGCAAGUCAAAUUCCUUUGCUACCUUCUUCUUGACGCGAGUUUCGGCUUCUGCUUAUCCUCUUCAGCCUGUUUACGCACUUUCUUUUCGCUGCAUGUGGCUGCUUUUCUUAAGGUUCAGCCGGUCCCUUUUCUGCGGUGAAUGCCGCCUCUACCUCGAAUCCGACGAGCAUCCGUCGUCCGGGCACUCCUGGCGCGUCCCGAUCAUUUAGAGGAGAGCCGAUUUCAGGAAACAGAUAACUGUAUAAACACACGGCUUCCUUUGCCGCGUGUUUCUUCCGUCCCUUUUCGUCUCUUGAUCGCUCGUCCGUCAAACUGCCGCGAUUCCUGCCCCCCUAGCUCCCCUGUCAGUCGGCUACUGAAUGUGGUCUGUUUCUUAUCAAGCAUGCACUUCCUCAAGGUGUCUUGAUCUGUUUUCGACUUUCGAAUCCAGAUCAGUGCCUUGUCCACUCCGUCUGUGCAUGCGAACGUAUUCUUUCGCUUAGCCACUCUCCUGACGUGCUCUCGACUUUCACUACCGGAGGCUUGCCCUCGGUUCCCGUUUCCGAUUUCCUUCGCUUCCUGUCUUUGUGCAUUGCUCUGAGCCUUCCUCUCCUUCGGUCUCUCUUCGUUUCCUCCAACACCAUUAUAUCUCCCCGUGCUGCCCAAAUGUCUUUCUCGGACGCACCGCGAGAUGAGCGAUGACGGGUUCAUUGUUGACGAGCAGACGGUCCUGUCGUCAGGCUUAAAUUCUUUCUUCGUUGCUUGUCCCCGCUUGUUCUUGCUUCUGCCCCUGGUCGUCCGUUCCCUUCUAGCGAGAAGGGCGUGGUGAAAAGGUUGUUUCUCCUUUGUGAUAAUGUUUCUGCUCUGUGAAGAGCUUCCGCGGAACGAAAGCAUCUCUCCUCCGCUCCGGUCUCUGCUUCCUUUGAUGUACUCUCAAGGAUUUGGUUUUACGUCCAUCUGAACACUCAAGUCGAUCCUCGAGCACACCUGAGAGACGGUGACUUCCCGACCCACUAUGUCGCUCUUCGACGACGACUGCGCGUCGUUGGAGGAGACAGGCUCUAGCAGCCAGUCUGGCCUUCCAGCUGCUUUCCCCUCUGCCGCCUCUGCAGACUCGCGCGGCUAUCCUUCUAACGAUGCCGCAGGUCGGCGAAAAAGUGCCUCCUCCACUUUUCCUGCCUCGGGCUUCGGCGCCAGCGAGCCUCUGGGGAAGCCUGAGGACGCGUGCGACCCCGGCCCCGUCUCCGGGUGCUCGUACAGCUUAGACGAGAGACACAUGAUCUGGAGGAAGAACGCCGCACUCCACUACUCCGCAGUUCUCAGUCACAAAGUGGAGUGGCCUUCGAUGACGGUGGAGUUUCUGACGCCUCCGUCUUCGGCGGCGACGGGACGUAGCGGGUCUGCUGCCUCAGUUCUCUCGCUCGGCGACUCAUACGUUUCUCACCGUCUUCUUCUGGGCACUUGCACCAAUGGAGAAGAGAAGAAUUAUUUAACGAUUGCCGAGCUCCGGUGGCCAGUGCCGUCUCUCGAGGAGGAUCCUCUCAAGUGCGAGACGUAUUCAGGUUUUAUUCCGCCCCGCGCGCGAGCCAGGUCGCUGCUGACAAAUGCGAGCCUCUCGGGCAGCACAGCGAGUGCGUCGCUGCCUGCGGCCAGCGCCUCGCUUCAGCUGGUACCUUCUUUGGAGACGAAGGCGAGGAUUCUGCACCCUGGAGACUUGAUUCGCGCCACGCACAUGCCGCAGAAUGCCUUCAACAUUGUCACCAUCAAUGAAGACGGCGUCGGCAUGUACUGGAACUUCUCCAGGCACCCGUCCUUCCCCGCUGCGGACCAGCUGGUGGCAAAGCCGCAGUUUCUGCUCGCGCCUCCGCUUGCGAUUGUCGCCCAGCCAAAGCUGCAGGCGGCCGCGUGGAUGUCUGGCGGGGAUAACGGCGGCUUUCUGUUCAGCUGUACAGACACUGGGUUGGUGAGUUUGUGGGACCUGCGGAAGAGUGGCACGCAGCACCUGUCGAAGGCGCGAGACAUGAGCACGAGUUCUCUCUCGCAGGCGAGGAAAACGGUGUAUGGCGGGGGUGUGACAAUUGCAGAAAGCACUCCAGAAAUAAGUCCCGUGGUCUCUGUAUCGUCAUCCUCGCCCUCCGCCUCGUUGAACGACAUCAAAGUGCAUCCACGAUACCCCGUAGUCGUCGCGACAGCUGGCGAGGACGGCGCGUUGCGGGUGUUCGACAUGCGCCAGGCGCACCGAGAAGCCCUCGCGGCCGUCUGUUCUGCCUCACCCCUUUGCUUCUCUCCUUCUCCUUCCGACAGUGGAGACAGGUCUUCGCAAAACGCAGCGACUUCUUCUCCGCAACCUGGCAAGCAGCGGAUGUAUGUUUCUCCGCCUUCCGAAGGCACUCUGGCCUUGAAUGCCGUCAGCUUCAACCGGUACAGCGAACACGUCGUCGCGGUGGGUUCGGCGCGGGGUCUCGUCUCUCUCUUCGACCUUCGACUUCUUUCUCGACCGUUUUUGUCGUUGUCCCACCACUCCGACGAAGUCACUUCUCUCCACUUCUCUCCCCUCUCCUCUGGUCUCCUCGCGUCCGCCUCUGCGGACGGGGACGUCGUGCUCUGGGAGUUGGGUGAGGGCGCGAGCGGGACGACAGUAUCCACAGCGCUUCUGCGCGACCGAGAGAAACAAAAGCCAACGAAACGGUGUGCAGAGUCCCUCCCACUGGACGUCGCCAUGGCGGGGCAGGGGGCAGGCAAGCAAGGCCUCGCUACCCGUGCGUGUGAAGGCGAAGAGGCAAACAUGGACGAAGCCGAGAAUGAGAACAGAGAAAAUGUCAAUCGAAAAUCGAGUGUCUCUCCUUCCCGUUCACUGGCGACGCGGCGCCACCGAUUCUUUGUCCACGCAGGACAUGCUGCCGGUGUCAGUGACUUUGCCUGGUGUAGCGAAGCCGCCUCUGCAGGUGUGGGGGGUGGCUCUGCAGGUUGGGGAGGCAGGCGCAGCGAAAUGACAGAAAAAGGCAGAAUCGGCACUCUUCUAGGUGCCAGUGUAGGGUGGGAUAACCGCGUGCAGAUUUGGCAACCCUCAGAGCACCUGUUUGUCCAGACAAACAAGGACCUGUGGUAGAGAAUUGGAGACAAAAUGAGGGAGGGAGAGAGAUCGGAUAGGGUGAGAGACAUGAGAAGGGUGAGACCGGGGACGUCGAAGGCUUGAUGGAAGGGGCACAGGAGACAGACAGUUUAGUACGCGGUAUAGACAGGGGCGCGGGCAGGCAGAGAUAGCGAAGACGCGCGAGAAAGAUAAGGAGUUCGGGAAACGAGAAAGACGAAGAGAGGUAGCGUGAAAAGGAAAACGAAACGGAUGUCUUUAGGCCCAUGUAAAUAUACAGAGCAAAAACGUGUCAGAUAGGACUUGUAGGCGCUCCGGUGGUUGUCGUUUCUCCAUCUCAAAGACGGACGCGACUUCGUUGCAGCACAAAACGUCUGGCAGGCUGCCUGUCUCAGGUGUCUACAUACGUGGAUAUAUAUGUUUGGUGCAUAUUAUGUUUCAAGACGUAAAUACAAAUAUAUAUGAAUCACGGGGGUGUGACGAUAUCUUAUCUGCGUAUCAAAGAUAGAGAUCGUGCGCAACGAGGCGG
This is a messenger RNA of Toxoplasma gondii ME49, 3965 nucleotides long. RefSeq names its product WD domain, G-beta repeat-containing protein. Lineage: Eukaryota; Apicomplexa; Conoidasida; Eucoccidiorida; Sarcocystidae. The transcript has 4 exons. Gene Ontology annotation, cellular component: nucleus. Gene Ontology annotation, biological process: regulation of gene expression. The coding region runs from base 1361 to 3454 and encodes 697 amino acids. Gene Ontology annotation, molecular function: histone binding. The record is from RefSeq and is a predicted model, not a curated record.